This is a messenger RNA of Mytilus trossulus (common blue mussel), 871 nucleotides long. RefSeq lists its product as uncharacterized. The coding region runs from base 38 to 871 and encodes 277 amino acids. The record is from RefSeq and is a predicted model, not a curated record. NCBI's taxonomy places the organism in Eukaryota, Metazoa, Mollusca, Bivalvia, Mytilida, Mytilidae. The transcript is spliced from 6 exons.
ACAAUAUUUGUAGAGAUGAAUGUAAGCCAUUUUAGAAAUGAAAAAUAUUUUUUCAAAUGAUGUUAUUUACAUGUUUUAUGUUAGCAUUAUUCUCAUAAAUGUGGAAAUUAUUAGCUCUAAAGGAGAGAUACCCUCUGCAUAUGUCACGGAUAUCUAUUAUUCAUGGAAAGAGGCAAACGAAAUAUGUGAAAUGAUUAGAUUAUAUGAUAACAUACAGUUCCCUGACACGUAUGGCACAUUAAGUUGGGUAGAUGCGCCUGUAGAAUAUUCCCAAUGGGUUGAAUAUAAAGAUUGUGUGAACGUGAAACCAGAGUUCAUAGAAAAACAUAAACGUGUUCAAUAUGGCGAUCAGUUGGGGCAAUGCUUGCAGUAUUGUGAAGACUAUGACUACAUUGGAUUACAGCAAUCCAAUUGUUCCUGUUUGAGCCUUUCUGAAAUGAGUCAUAACACUGUCAUAUCAGGUUGUUCACAUAAAGAAAUAUGCAGAGGAGACAAGUACGCAUACUGUGCAAAUGGCAUCAGUAAUUUUAACUGUUUUAUUAUCUACAAAAAAGUGAAUAUCAACGAGCAAUUACACAUCGGAAAUUGUUUAAAAGUUACAAGGGCUCACGACCAAAAUAGUUCUUUUAGAGCAAGCCCGUGUAAUGGAGUCUCCAAACCGUUGUGUACAAGCAUGCGCAGUUUCUACGGACAUUCGCAAAAUUGGAUAAGCUCUUUCAGCCAAUGUAAACCAGAACUCUUUGUUUCAUAUGAUCGUUACAAACAGUCACAACUAUGGCAAGAAGGACUAUUUUGGUUAGCUAAUAUAAGGAGACCAUAUAUUAACCAUUUCCUGGUAUGUUUAAUAAGCCAAGCCGUCUGUUUGAUAUGA